CUUCCUUUCAAGAUGUCUACUGUCCACGAAAUCUUAAGCAAGCUCACCCUGGAGGGGGACCCCAGCGCCUAUGCCACUAUCAAGGCGUCCCCAAACUUCGAUGCCGAGAGAGAUGCCGUGGCCAUCGAAACAGCUCUCAAGACCAAAGACUUUAUGGAACUGGCCGCAGCUCUGAAAUCUGGUCUGUCUGGAAAUCUGGAGACGCUGAUGUUAGCCCUCGUGAAGACGGCCCCCCAGUACGACGCCAGUGAACUGAAAGCGGCCAUGAAGGGCCUGGGGACGGACGAAGACACGCUGAUCGAGAUCAUUUGCUCGCGGACCAACCAGGAGCUCGGUCAAAUUAACAGAAUGUACAAAGAGAUGUACAAGACUGAGCUGGAAAAGGACAUCAUAUCGGACACAUCUGGCGAUUUCCGCAAACUGAUGGUCACCCUAGCCAAGGGAAGGAGGAACGAGGACUGUUCAGUGGUCGACUACGAGCUGAUUGACCAAGAUGCCAGGGACCUGUAUGACGCUGGCGUGAAGAGGAAGGGAACCGACGUUCCCAAGUGGAUCAACAUCAUGACCGAAAGGAGUCCCCAGCACCUGCAGAAAGUGUUCGAUCGGUACAAGAGCUACAGUCCGUACGAUAUGCAGGAGAGCAUCAAGAAGGAGGUCAAGGGAGAUCUGGAAAUCGCAUUCCUCAACCUUGUUCAGUGCCUUCAGAACAAGCAGUUGUACUUUGCUGACCGGCUCUACGAAUCCAUGAAGGGCAAAGGGACCAGGGACAAGAUCCUGAUCCGGAUCAUGGUUUCCCGCAGCGAGGUCGACAUGCUGAAGAUCAAGAGCGAAUUCAAGAGGAAAUACGGGAAGUCCCUCUACCACUUCAUCCAGCAAGACACAAAGGGAGAUUAUCAGAGGGCGCUCCUGAACCUGUGCGGAGGGGAGGAGUGAAAACCGUGACGGCGAAGACCCGUCCUUGCCUGGAUACGUGUCGUCUGCUUUCCUUCUCCUGCCGAACUUAGACCCGCCGACGCACUAACUCUUCUCGUUCUCUGCAUCUGCAAGACUCGAUACCCUCGGUUGCUUUCAUGUAGUCCCCUAACUUGGCUCUGCGUGGCUUUUGCUCAAGUAGCUAACCUUAAGCUGGAGUGGUGAGGCUGGGGAAGUUAACAUUCCAGAGAGGAAGAGAGAGAGAGACAAAACUUGUGCUGUGAAAGAUUCUGCUUCUUUGUAUUAUGUACCUGUCAAAAGUACAAAUAAAAGUGGAGUUUUUACUUUAGGAGAAAUUGU
This is a messenger RNA of Gekko japonicus, 1272 nucleotides long. RefSeq names its product annexin A2 (gene ANXA2). The annotation marks the transcript as partial. Gene Ontology annotation, cellular component: cytoplasm. Lineage: Eukaryota; Metazoa; Chordata; Lepidosauria; Squamata; Gekkonidae. The transcript is spliced from 12 exons. Gene Ontology annotation, molecular function: calcium-dependent phospholipid binding; calcium ion binding. The record is from RefSeq and is a predicted model, not a curated record. Gene Ontology annotation, biological process: negative regulation of coagulation.